AUGGCUUCUUUUGUUGUUACUGGAACCUCGAGGGGCCUAGGGCUCAGCCUUGUAGAUGCACUCUUAUCAAGACCAUCUUCGGAGGUAUCUCAAAUCAUCGCCUGUACACGCUCGCCAGAUGCUUCGAGCGAUCUAUUAUCUCUGAUACGAUCAUCGAAGGGCCGAAUCAGACAUGUUCAAAUUGAUCUUGACGACUUGGCUACUAUCUCAGCGGCAGUCCCUUUGGUAGCCGAUAUUCUCGGCGAGCAGGGCUUGGACUAUCUAGUCAACAAUGCAGCUGUUCGCGACCCCAAGUUCACUGAACUUGAAGAUAUGGACUUUUUGCCCCAAGCUCUCUCUACCAAUGUGGUUGGGCUUCACGAAGUCAUCAAGUCUUUCUUGCCCCUCCUUAGAAAAGGGAAAGCCAAAAAAAUUGUCAACUUCUCCUCAACCUUGGGGCAAUUGUCAACAGCUCAAACAGACCCAAAGAUGGUCGGCGUGCCAUUCCCAGCCUACAAAAUCAGCAAAGCAGGCACGCAUAUGGUCACUGCAUUGUGGUCGAAUCGUCUCAAAGAGGAGGGUUUCUGUGUCUACAUCCAGAGUCCUGGAAAUUUGAAAACGGAUCUAGCAGGAAAAGAAAGAGCAGAUCUUGCACCUGAAGUUGGAGCUAAAGAAGUAAUACGAAUCGCACUCGAGGCUCGUCCACAGGAUACUGGGAGACAUCGAAAUAUUCUAGUGCCGGGUUGGGAGCAGGGAGGUGGUGUCGGCGGAAGAUAUGAUGGUGAAGAUUUAUAUUGGUGA
Clonostachys byssicola is the source of this 780-nucleotide messenger RNA. The record is from the annotation of a GenBank genome assembly. NCBI's taxonomy places the organism in Eukaryota, Fungi, Ascomycota, Sordariomycetes, Hypocreales, Bionectriaceae.